Messenger RNA from Coccinella septempunctata (seven-spotted ladybird), 904 nucleotides. RefSeq names its product C-type lectin 37Db-like. Bases 43 to 753 code for a protein of 236 amino acids. The transcript has 5 exons. The record is from RefSeq and is a predicted model, not a curated record. Lineage: Eukaryota; Metazoa; Arthropoda; Insecta; Coleoptera; Coccinellidae.
UUGAGAUAAAAUGAACGUGGGGGAUCAACAACUACCGACAUAAUGUAUAAAAUUGUUAUCAAUCUUUGUUUUCUCACUACUUUGUUGAAUGUAACACUGCUGAAAAUGACUAAGUUCUCGUUGUUGUUUGUUUUUGCAAGUUUUUGUCUAUUUACUGGAGGUACAUCAUCACUGCCUACAAAUGAUAAGCCUGGACCACUAUGGAUUAUUCAAAUGGGAAAUAGAGACAACCUACCAAAUUCACCUAGAGGAAUGAUGAUUUCACACAACAGUGUUGACUCUACAAAUCCAUACCAAUUAAUGAAUGAUAAGAUGAUAGAUUACGUCAAUAGUCAAACUAGGAAGAAUUCGCUUCUACCGUUGGAGGAACUCAAUGGAAAUUACUAUUAUUUUGUGAAAUAUUUCAAGACUAACUUCUUCAAAGCAAUGCAGUUCUGCAAAGAAAACGGUAUGGAUCUUCUAAGCCUAGAGACUGGUGAAGAAUAUAUGGCAAUUGUAUCUUACUUGAAGAAACAUUAUCCGAAAGCAGAACAUAUAUGGACUUCAGGAACAGAUGCAGGAGAAGAGGGUUCGUUUGUUUGGUUGUCUACUGGCAGAAGCGUGAAUUUCACCUCUUGGGGAGCUGGUCUUCCUGAUAAUUCAGCGAAAAUCGAACAUUGCUUAGAGAUCGCUAGGACAGGUGUUGAAAAUUACUAUUGGAAUGAUAGGGCGUGCAAUUCGGAAUAUAAUUUCAUUUGUGAAUUGAGAGAAUAAUAAUAAUAGCUCAAUACAAUCUUAGAGUAGAUAGUCCAUUUUUUGACCUCCACGCCCCAUUUCAUGGUGUAAAGAGGAGAAGUGUUUUAGUUUGCUAUGAUUUGCACUAAAAUGUUCAUGUAUCUAUCAGAAAAAUAAAAACUUAUGGUUA